GAGUAUUAGCUUGGAAAUGAUGAAUACGUUGGCCCUGGCUCUGACCUUGCUGCUGGCCAAGCACUCUCUGAGCGCUUCCUUAAGGGACUGGCAUAGGGAUCCCGAGCUCUUGCCGAACUUUUUUCAGGGUGACCUCGUCAAAAGGCCCAGUAUGCGGGCGAACUGGCGGAGAAAUGUGAUAAGCAACACGAUCUAUCAUUGGCCAAACCGCACAGUCUUUUACUUCAUUGAAAAUGGCACCUUUGAGUAUGUCCGUAGGGCAAUGCACAGAAUAGAAAAAAUAUCUUGUGUCAAAUUUGUGGAGGCGUCCAGAGAACAAAAAUAUUUUGUCAAUAUAACAUCGGAUGAGGUCGGCUGCCAUUGCGAGGACAUUGGCUGGAGAAAUCAUCGCACGAAAGUGAAUAUUGGGUUAGGCGCUUUGGACCAGGGCUGCUUUCGCAUGGGCUCCAUAAUCCAUGAGCUGCUGCACGUGUUGGGCUUUGAACACCAGCACGUGGCCCACAACCGAGACGAGUAUGUGCGAAUCGUAUGGGAAAAUAUUAAUGCGGAAAAUCGAAUCAAUUUCCACAACAACGAGACAUACAUAGGCUGGAACAACUACGGCGAGCAAUACGACUACGGGAGUGUAAUGCACUACAUUAGUAAUGCAUUUGCCAAGAACAUAUCGCAACCAACGAUUGUGGCCCUGAAAACAGGAGGCUCAAAGAUGGGCCAACGUCGCGGAUUGAGCAAGACAGAUGUACGCAAACUAAAUAAAAUGUACAAGUGUCCUGGCCACGUAUAAACUGUAAAUGUUGAACCAUAAAAGCUAAAGAUUGCUGCAUAAGAAUUACAAUUUCACGGCACACUCUACAUUAAAAGCAUGGCAAAUGAGAUAUAUUUCUUUCAGACGGAGUAGUGGAUCUAUUGGAGAGUCACUUAUCGCGUAACCAGCCAUCCAUGAAGACUAUGCAUUUGAUGUACGUGCUACUGGCCAUAUUGCUCCUUAGGGAAGCUGCGGCAGUCUGCUGCCCGGCGUCGCCCAUCUGCGGCGAUGGCCAAAUGGUGGUCGGUGCCUAUUGCGGCAACGGCAGGUGCAACGUAUUCGGAUGCAACUGCAAAGGUGGAUGCAGAAGAAAAUCGUAAUAGGAUGUGAGCGAAGCUCUUAGCUUUUCGUGUGGUCUAAGAUCUUGUGCUCUGCAAUAAAACUGAACCUUCGAGGGCAA
This is a messenger RNA of Drosophila guanche, 1205 nucleotides long. Its product is annotated as seminal metalloprotease 1-like. The transcript is spliced from 2 exons. Bases 17 to 784 code for a protein of 255 amino acids. Gene Ontology annotation, molecular function: zinc ion binding; metalloendopeptidase activity. The record is from RefSeq and is a predicted model, not a curated record. Lineage: Eukaryota; Metazoa; Arthropoda; Insecta; Diptera; Drosophilidae. Gene Ontology annotation, biological process: proteolysis.